AUGAUGGGUUCCAAGGCUUUUCUAUUUCUUGGCAUUUUGUUGGCUAUCUUUGCAAUGAUAAGCUCCGAGACCUUAAUGAAAUCGGAUGACAAAAAUGAUGAACACCACGAUGGAUAUAAUGGCAUUGGUGGAUAUUCUGGUGAUGGACAUGGUGAAUAUAAUAGUGGAUAUAAGCCUCGAGGUGGUGGAAAUAAACCUCCACACGAGGGAUACAACCCUCCAAGUGGUGAAUACAAUUCUCCACAUGACAAAUAUAAACCUCCGAGUGGCGAAUACAAACCUCCAAAUGGUGAAUAUAAACCUCCUAGUAACGAGUAUAAAUCUCCAAGUGGCAAAUAUAACCCUCCACAUGACAAAUAUAAACCUCCUAGUGAUGAAUACAAACCUCCAAGUGACAAAUAUAACCCCCCACAUGAUAAAUAUAACCCCUCUAGUGACGAAUACAAACCUCCAGGUGACAAAUAUAAACCCCCUAGUAACGAAUACAAAUCUCCAGGUGACAAGUAUAACCCCCCACAUGAUAAAUAUAAACCCCCUAGUGACGAGUACAAACCUCCAAGUGACAAAUAUAACCCCCCACAUGACAAAUACAAAUCCUCUAGUGACAAAUACAAACCUCCAGGUGGCAAAUAUAACCCUCCACAUGACAAAUAUAAACCUCCUAGUUAUGAAUACAAACCUCCAGGUGACAAAUAUAACCCUCCACAUGACAAAUAUAACCCCCCUAGUAACGAAUACAAACCUCCAGGUGACAAAUAUAACCCCCCACAUGACAAAUACAAACCUCCUAGUGAUGAAUACAAACCUCCAAGUGACAAGUAUAACUCCCCACAUGACAAAUAUAAAUCCUCUAGUGACGAAUACAAACCUCCAGGUGACAAAUAUAACCCUCCACAUGACAAAUAUAAACCCCCUAGUGGUGAAUAUAAAUCUUCAGGUGGCAAAUAUAACCCCCCACAUGACAACUAUAAACCCCCUAAUGACGAAUACAAAUCUCCAAGUGGUGGAUACAACCCUCCAAAUGGUGGCCAUGAGUAA
Molecule: messenger RNA, 1038 nt
Organism: Solanum stenotomum
Lineage: Eukaryota; Viridiplantae; Streptophyta; Magnoliopsida; Solanales; Solanaceae
Exons: 3
Coding region: 1-1038 (345 amino acids)
Source: RefSeq, a predicted model, not a curated record